Molecule: messenger RNA, 522 nt
Organism: Cylas formicarius (sweet potato weevil)
Lineage: Eukaryota; Metazoa; Arthropoda; Insecta; Coleoptera; Brentidae
Gene: l(3)87Df
Product: cytochrome c oxidase assembly protein COX20, mitochondrial
Exons: 2
Coding region: 127-462 (111 amino acids)
Biological process (GO): mitochondrial respiratory chain complex IV assembly
Cellular component (GO): mitochondrial inner membrane; mitochondrion
Source: RefSeq, a predicted model, not a curated record
GAAGAUGGAUUGUUGAGCAUAGAUAAAUAACUCAUUUUUACAUAAUUGAUGAAACGAAUAGAAGAAGAAUUUUGAGUCUAACCUGUAUUUUCAAAAUUGUAAGUUUAUUUUGGGAUAAAGGUUAAAAUGGUAAUUGAUCCAAAGGACAUUGGGGAGGAAAAUGGUUUAAUUCUGUUUGGUCGAGACCUCUCAAAAAUACCCUGUUUUCGAGACAGUUUUCUCUAUGGAAUUGGCGGCGGAUUAGCAUUUGGGUUAGUCCAUUUUAUCUGCACCAGCAAAUCAGUCAAGUCUCUGAACUACUCAGUUUACUCCAUGUGCAUGAUAACCAUGGGGUAUUGGAUACAGUGUAGGUAUGAAUAUUCCAAAUCCAAAUCUGAAGCUAUGAGAAUGAGAGAACUGAUUGAGAGAGGCUCUAUGUUUGAAGGUUCUGAACAGGUAAUUCCGCCACCCGUGGAUAUUUGACUUAGUUUAAUUAGAUUGUAUACAGGUGACUUGUAAAUAAUAGUGAAUUAUUACACCUUU